Molecule: messenger RNA, 1140 nt
Organism: Adineta ricciae
Lineage: Eukaryota; Metazoa; Rotifera; Eurotatoria; Adinetida; Adinetidae
Source: the annotation of a GenBank genome assembly
AUGAAAUUCACUAUGUAUCGAUUGUUUGUUAUUCUUCUCUUUACUUUUUCAUUGUACAUCGAAACGAUUCAUUGCAAAUCCAGAUAUGUUUAUUCUUUAAUUGAUUCACCGACACGUACAAAUCGAUCAUCAGGAUUGAUUUCAUCCGUGUCAAUCAAAGAAUUUCCUAUUCUCAAAGGACUUUCUAUGCGAUAUAUAUCAAUAAAUUCUUCAAGUAUUCGAGAACCUCAUUGGCAUGCAAAUGCUGAUGAAUUAGGUUAUUGUUUAAAUGGUUCAGCUUUAAUUACGAUAUUUGGUGAUGAUAAUGAUCAUAAUUCAUUUCUUGUUAAACAAGGUGAAAUGUAUUAUGUUCCAUCGGGUUAUUUACACCAUAUAGAAAACUUCGAUAUGAAGUUUCCUACACAAUUUGUUGUUACCUUUACACAUGAAUUGCCUGAAGAUUUUGGUUUAUCGAGUACAUUCUUUGCAAUGACAAAUGCUGUGCUUGGAAAUACAUUUCAAUUAUCAAGUAGUGCAUUUCAACGUAUUGAACAUCGUCAAGUAGCGACUGUAUUCGGAUUUAAGAAUGAUUCGACGAAAAAUAAAAUUUUACGUGAAUUUGAAUAUCCAAAUAAAUAUCAUUUCAAUGCUGAAGGUUUAUCAGCUAAAAUAUUAAAUUCCGAAGGAAUUGUUAAAACCAUUACAAAGAAUGUUUGGCCCAUAUUGAAAGAUGUUUCAAUGUAUUCUCUUCGAAUAACCACGAAUGGUAUGCGUGAACCUCAUUGGCAUCCAAAAACAGCUGAAAUGGGCUAUGUGAUUGAAGGUCGUGCUCGUAUGACUGUUCUUUCUCCUGGUGAUGAACAACGAUUCGAAACAUAUACACUUCAAGCAGGUGAUAUGUAUUUCAUUCCUCGAGCUUAUCCACAUCAUAUUGAAAAUAUUGGAAAUGUUACAACAAGAUUUCUAGUGUUUUUUGAUCAAUCUGUACCUGGUGAUAUUGGUUUAACUGGAAGUUUUUCUGCUUAUUCACGUGAAACACUUACUGCUACAUUAGAUUGUCAACUUGAACAUUUACCUCAAUUUCCAUUUUAUCCUAAAAGUUUGCUCAUUGUCAAACGAAUUAAUCCUGUUGAUCCAAUCAAAACAAACGAAAGAAAAUAG